UGGGCGGGGCGACGGCGGCGACACGUGUGCCGGCACCAGGAAGUGGCGGCGGGGCCGCGGCGGGCAGCGCCGGGCGGUCAGCAUGAUCCCGGGGCACGGGCCGGUGAUCCAGGCGGUGCUGGGAACCUUCCUCACCUGGGGGCUGACGGCGGCGGGCUCGGCGCUGGUCUUCGUGUUUUCCAGCGGGCAGAGGCGGAUCCUAGAUGGGAGCUUGGGCUUUGCUGCGGGGGUCAUGCUGGCCGCUUCCUACUGGUCCCUGCUGGCCCCGGCUAUCGACAUGGCUGAGGAAUCCGGCACCUUUGGAGCCUUCGCCUUCUUCCCGGUGGCCGUGGGCUUUGCCCUGGGCGCAGCUUUCGUGUACUUGGCCGACCUGCUCAUCCCGGCGCUGGGUUUCAGCGGACCUCCCCACGCAGCGUUUGCCUUGAGCUGCGACCAACGAGCGGUGAAAGAAAAAUAUGAGCACGAACCUGCCCAUCACCUGGACUACGAGAGCGAGUUGUCCAUCCGGAUAGGUAGAGCUGGGCUCCAUCCAGACAAAGGUGAGAACGGGGAACCCUAUCAGAGGAGGAAGGGUGCGGGGGCCAGCCUGCCUGAUGGCCCCCCGGCGUUCCCCGCGGCCAGGGACGGUGCCCCGACAGCCGGCAGCAGCAGCUGGAGGCGGAUUAUGCUGAUGAUCCUCGCUAUAACCAUCCACAACAUCCCAGAGGGUCUGGCAGUGGGAGUUGGAUUCGGGGCUAUUGGAAAAUCAGCAUCUGCGACCUUCCAAAGCGCCAGGAAUUUAGCAAUCGGGAUUGGGAUUCAGAAUUUCCCGGAGGGCCUGGCCGUCAGCCUGCCUUUGCGCGGCGCUGGAUUUUCGACGUGGAAAGCGUUCUGGUACGGGCAGCUGAGCGGCAUGGUGGAGCCCUUAGCUGGUGUCUUCGGUGCCUUCGCCGUGGUGGUGGCAGAGCCUCUCCUCCCCUACGCCUUGGGCUUUGCUGCCGGAGCGAUGGUCUACGUGGUGAUGGACGAUAUCAUCCCCGAGGCACAGACCAGUGGCAAUGGGAAGCUGGCUUCCUGGACCUCCAUACUGGGAUUCGUGGUGAUGAUGUCCCUGGACGUUGGGCUCGGGUAGGGCAGCGCACCGCUCCCCAGGAGAAGACUUCAGAGCCAUUUGUGCGGCGGCGUUUGGAACUGGACAUGCAUUUAUCCUCUAGACUUUUUUUUGUACAUAUAUUUUUUUUUUUUUGAUCGGGUUUGAUGUUGAUCUCCUAUAAUUUUAUAUCUCUUCCCUCCCCUCCAACGUCAUGUCGGUGGUUUUCAAAGCACAAAUACGGGUGGUUCCUCGCGGGUCCUGGUUUCCUUUCGCCACCAGGUUUUUCUUUUCCUUUCGGGAGGGUUGUUGGACGCCGCGUCGGCUGGGCUGCAGGUCACCCUGUCCUGUCCCUUCCAUCUGCAGGUCACCCUGUCCUGUCCCUGCCACUGCAGGACACCCUGUCCUGUCCCUUCCACGCUGGGCUGGUUUCUCUUGUCAGGUCGCUCUGGGUUUUGAUCAUCUUUGUGCUGUAGGAGAUUAGGAAUUCACUGUCGCGUGUUUAAGCUGGUCUGUGGUUGAGUACCAAGGUAUUUGGAUGGAGUAAACUCCUUGCAGGGUCUCGAUUUCCACACGUAUUUCGAAAGGCAGGUGGCAGGCACCGGGGCUAGGAUAGCACAUACCGCACUCCGGGGGAUCGCAGGGCUCGUGUAUCCCGCUGGUCCUUGGGAAUGUUUUAGGGUAAUAGUUUUGAUGGGUGCAAAUAUUUCAGGCAAAUAAAAAUGAAUUUUUUUCGGAUCUCCGUAGGAGGAAACAUCAUUUUUUCCUAAAUUUAUCUCCUAAGUGGAGCUCUGUUCCAAUGCAUUGUGUCCAAUACCUCGAGGUUUUCUCUAGGAAAAAAAAAAAACCAAAAACAAAAACAGGAAAGAAGAAUAUUUGUGUUUUCUAGCAUGUACUUUUCAAAAAGGCAAGAUGUGGUCAUCCAUGUGUCCAUGAUGUGCAGCAGGAUACGCUUCCACGUGGGCCCAUGACUCUGUCUGACCUCCCUGAGCGAUUGCUGGUUCACGGCUGCGGGUUCCAAUGGUCCGUAACUCCCCGGAGCCCCCACAGGUUCCUCCCGGCGCUGGCCCUGGUCGCACGUCGCCCUGCGGAAGAGCUCGGAGCUGAGCCAGGACCUGAGCGUGCCGCGGGCCCUCGUCUUCCUGAGCGGCACCAGGAUGAAAUAACUCAUUAAUUAUCCUACCUGGAGAGCCAGAAACAUGUGCCGUGUGUACCUGCCUCUUCGCCCUCUGCUUUUCGAGCAUCUCUUGUUGGACGGCUGAUCCUGAGCAGGCAGGAUUGGUCCCUUCCAGGCUGCGGAGCGAGCCCUGCCCAUCCCUCCCCGUCCCCGGCUGCACGCUCCAGCGAGGAGCAGAACGCCAGGUCGGGAGGGUGCUGCGAACCCACACCUCCCUCUUCGCUCAGGAUGCUUUAGGAACCCUACAGAAGGGUUCGUUAGACCCUGCGGCAACAAGAACUGGAUCUCCCGGCUGCCGCCGGCAUCUCAGCCCCUCCGCAGGCUCUCGGGGGAGCGGGGCUGCGAGCGUGGGGCGUCACGGAGCAUCCUUCGGUCCCGCCGGAGAUGCUGCGGGAAGGGCAGCCAAAGGGAACAGGCUUGAAUAAACUAAACUAGAGCCAUGCAUUUUUGUUUGGUUCUCUCUCUCUUUUUUUUUUUUUUCGGUUGGAUUUCAUUUGUACUUCGUUUGUGUGUCGCUCUGGAUGAUACAGAACUACUAUUUGCCAAUGGAUUUGACCUUUUAACUGUGAUUGGUUUCAA
Molecule: messenger RNA, 2825 nt
Organism: Chroicocephalus ridibundus (black-headed gull)
Lineage: Eukaryota; Metazoa; Chordata; Aves; Charadriiformes; Laridae
Gene: SLC39A11
Product: solute carrier family 39 member 11
Exons: 10
Coding region: 83-1111 (342 amino acids)
Biological process (GO): zinc ion transmembrane transport
Cellular component (GO): membrane
Molecular function (GO): zinc ion transmembrane transporter activity
Source: RefSeq, a predicted model, not a curated record